CCACACACACACUCUCCCCCUCCACACACACACACUGUCGCCGCGACAACAGUCUGACACACACACGCCCAUGCCCCACCCCCUGGGCUCCACCGAGGCUCCUGAUUGGGCGCACCGAGGCCGUGUCUUCAUCGAGGAGGACCAACCGCCGCUGGUGAAAGAGGAGAACUUCCAGCUGCUACUGCAGGUGCUGAUGGAGGAGAAUUGUUCACGAGUGGAAGGAUCAACAGCAUGGAUGGAGCCCUUUCUGCAGAGGGUGUCAGGCUACCAGAAUCACCAUCUCAUCUGGAGCAGUGGUUGUGUUCUGCAGUCUGUCGUGGUGUUUGACACGGCUGCGGCUCUAUCUUGGAUGAGAGGGGCGGAGUCUCUUCUUCAGGAGGCGGGGCUAGCACAGGCCCUGGGGGAGGGCCUUACCGUACAGGGAGUCCACGUGAAGAACAUCACCGUCGGAGGUCUCCAGGCGAACGUGUGUGAUUGGUUGGUGGAGUGUAGGGCGGGGUUUGACUGCAUUCCUAUUGGGCGGAACUUCACCUGUCGCUCUGCCUGCCACGCCCACUUCUGCCACAAUCACGGAAUCUGCGUGCAUCACCGUGGGCAACAGCCUUCCUGCCGGUGUCCGGUUGGAGAUGAUUUCUAA
This is a messenger RNA of Alosa alosa (allis shad), 637 nucleotides long. RefSeq lists its product as uncharacterized. The transcript has 6 exons. The record is from RefSeq and is a predicted model, not a curated record. NCBI's taxonomy places the organism in Eukaryota, Metazoa, Chordata, Actinopteri, Clupeiformes, Clupeidae. Bases 71 to 637 code for a protein of 188 amino acids.